This is a messenger RNA of Larimichthys crocea (large yellow croaker), 3516 nucleotides long. RefSeq names its product phosphatidylinositol-specific phospholipase C, X domain containing 3 (gene plcxd3). Gene Ontology annotation, cellular component: synapse. The record is from RefSeq and is a predicted model, not a curated record. The transcript is spliced from 6 exons. Gene Ontology annotation, molecular function: phosphoric diester hydrolase activity. Gene Ontology annotation, biological process: lipid metabolic process. Lineage: Eukaryota; Metazoa; Chordata; Actinopteri; Sciaenidae. The coding region runs from base 35 to 1102 and encodes 355 amino acids.
GAGAGAUAGAGCGAGGCAGGGAGUGUGUGUAUGCAUGUGUGUGGAGAGAGGGAGAAAAAGGGAGAGAGAGAGCGCACUCCAGGUUGGCGCAGGCACCGGUCUGGGAGAACGGAGCGUUGUGCACAGCAGCAGCAUGGCUUCGUCUCACGGGAGAAGCGACCUGCGAUUUGCAGACUGGAUGGCAAGUUUACCGCAGAGCAUGCACACUAUUCCGCUCACCAACCUGUCUAUUCCCGGUUCCCAUGAUUCCUUCAGUUUCUACAUCGACGAGGCGUCUCCAGUGGGCCCUGAGCAGCCGGAGACGGUGCAGAACUUUGUUUCUGUUUUUGGCACAGUGGCAAAGAAGUUAAUGAGGAAGUGGUUAGCUACACAGACUAUGAACUUCAUCAGCCAACUGGAGGCUGGGAUCCGCUUCUUUGACCUGCGCAUCUCCACCAAGCCCCGCGACCCUGACAACGAGCUGUUCUUCGCCCACGGGCUCUUCAGUGCCACGGUGAGAGAAGGUCUAGAGCAGAUCAGUAGUUUCCUUUCAGCUCAUGCCAGAGAGGUUGUGUUCCUGGACUUCAACCACUUCUACGGCGUGCAGAACCUGCACCAUGAGAAACUAGUGGCCAUGUUGAAAGAGAUUUUUGGAGAGAAACUCUGCCCAGUCGUCUUCGCUCAGGAGGUGACUCUGCAGUAUCUGUGGGAGAAGGAGUAUCAGGUGCUUGUCUUCUACCACCACCCCAUGGCCCUGGAGGUGCCCUUCCUGUGGCCAGGCCAAAUGAUGCCCUCUCCCUGGGCCAACACCACAGACCCAGAGAAGCUGGUUCAGUUUCUCCAGGCGUCUGUCACCGACCGCAGGAGGAAGGGGACCUUCUUUGUCUCCCAGGUGGUUCUGACACCGAAGGCCAGCACAGUGAUGAAGGGCGUGGCUAGUGGACUGAGAGAGACAAUCACAGAAAGGGCCCUACCGGGCAUGAUGCAAUGGAUCAGAUCACAGAGACCUGGAGAGAGCGGCAUCAACAUUAUCACAGCUGACUUUGUGGAGCUUGGAGAAUUCAUCAGCGCCGUCAUCACCCUCAACUAUCACCUGGAUGACGAUGAAGAUGAUGCCACCUGAGAGCCCACAGGGGGGUGUCAGGGAGCACAGUCACCACCGCCAGUGGUUUGGUCUGUGUUCUCACUCUUUUCUCUUUGGCAUUUAUUUCAGGAGGGGACCUGCACUGCUCCUUUCACUUUAUUUAGGGCUAUAGUGAAUUGAGAGAUCGGAUAGCAAAAGAGGUUUGAGAGACGAGAAGUUGGGAUUAGGAGAAACAAUAGUGGUGUAUGGUUGGAGCACGAACAGAAUGAGGUUUUGUUUGUUUCCUAUUUAGGGAUCAAAAUUGUUAUUUUUUCAAGUGAGAUGUUCAAUUAAUUUACUUCCUGUGCUGUAAAAAUAGCUUUUUCCACUGAUCAAACGCACUGUUUUCAGUAUAACGUUGCCAAUGGUAGAUUCCUCAGAGAAUAUCAACUUUCUGCUAAAUGUAUUGGUACAUCAUUCUUGGUAUUCUAGUGAAAGUGACCGUUUUUUUCAGAGGUUGUUAAAAGUAGCUAGCAGUUCUUUGUCUUGUUUGGAUUUCUUAUUUAUUUAUUUUUUGACAAUAUGCAUUCCUGGUCAGAUGUCUGUAGGCGUUUCUGAAAAACCCUGUGAGCAGUUUGAAUGCAGUGUGUGUUUAAAAAGUGUUAUUACAAUAUGUUUGCUCAAAUCAUAGACAAGAAAUGAACCCAUUUCCCAUUUGUGUUUUGUUUCUCAGUAAUAGCCUCCACUGAAGUCAGCUGGCAACCUCGACAUUGAUCACAUUUCAUUAUAAACUGGUACAACAAUUGAUGUACUUGUUAAAAACCAUAGACUGAUAGAGAGCGAGGGUGUGGCUUGCAGAGAAAAUUGAACCAAUCCCUACAUGUGCACUUUAUCUUUGGUGCAUCUAAAUGAAACAAUCCUUUUCACAUUGUCAGUGUGUUAAAAUUUCAAGACAAGCUGUCAACUGCUACUGCAAGAUAUCAUACAAAAACACAAUUCGUCUAGGACAGCUAGAAAUGCAAUCCAUGGUCAUUGCUGAUGGUUAGAAAUCCAACGUGUCAAAUCAGAUUAGAUUUUGUGGUGGGUGCAGAGUCGUGAUAGCCAAGUAUAAAAAUACAUUACAUCUGGGUACAAGAGUGUAUCCACUAUCUGCUGAAUGCUUUCCUUCUGUGUGUGUGUCUAUACUUACUGCUGUAGUGCAGUAUAUAUGAGUCAUUAUAUGUAUCAUGGUGUUGUGUCUUUCAUAAUAACAGGUGAUAAAGUUGCUUAAUGCUCACUCAGAGACCCAUUUUACUUUUUACUUCAUGUCUGAAAAGGGAAUAUCAUCAGAAUUCGGAGUCAGGAGGAUCUGAUGUGACAGCAGUGAUUUGACACUUAAAAAAAAUAAUAAUAGAAUCAAUGUUUAUUAAGAUCUAGCUGUAGCUCUUUGGUGUCUACUUUAUUAGGUGUUUCAUGUUUCUGAAUGUUUCUGAAUCUCUGGAUUUCUGCUAUAUCAGUACAUUUUCAUUUUCUAUUUAUGUUUAAUGCAUUUCUUUCUAUACCCUGCUAUGUUUCACUUCAGAUGGAAAAGCACCCAGAAAGACAAUGGAAUAUUGCAAGGUCUUUUGCAUUGUGCAUGAAAAUAAAAAUACUAGUCAAACAUCUACACACCUUAUGAUCAGUGUGUCAUUUUCUGCAGAGAAUGUAUUCUGUAAGAACACUGUCGUCUAGUUUGGUAAAAUGUAAAACCAAAACAGGAAACUCAACUCUUUGGAUUUGUGAAUGUGUCUCGUGAGUAACUGUGCCAUUUCUGAAAGUCAUGUGAUCGAGUGAAUGAGUAUCAGCUAGAAAGUCUUUUUUUUUUGUAUUGUAUGCUUCAAUGUGGAAAUGAAUUCAAGUUUUAGAGUUCAAACAGUACUUCUUUCACUUCAGUGUUCAUGUUAAAAUGUUUUAUAUUGUGGAAAGUUUGUACAUACUGUAAUUGCAAAUAGCAUACUGCCGAUGAAUUGUAAAUGAUUUAAAUCAUUGCAAAGAGUCACUGAUAACAAUUUCUUAACUAAUACCUUAACUGAGCGACCAUACUGCUUCUUGUUUUUUCAUAUUUUGAGGGUUUUUUUUGCUUGAACCAAAAAGCUCUACAUAUACCUUUUGUUAUACUCCAGCAAGGUCCAUUCGUUUUGUGCAUCUCAACUGGAAAUGUUUUUACCCUUUAAAGCAAAUUUCAAAAAUAAUUUCUUUUUUAAAUGUUGUACUGCUACUACCCCGUACAGAUUAAGAAUGAACCCACACAAAUGAGCAGACUUGAAAAGGCUUGCAAAUUGUGCUGUAAGGACAUAUGUCUCCCCUGGUCCAAACUGUUGUCAUUGCUUUUAUGUUCUGAUGUGAAAAGAGUCCUUUGCUGUUGUAAAACUCAAAAACAUUUGUUCAAAUAAAAAAUGACUCUGUUCUAAGUGGAAAACGGCCAAUUAAAUAAAGCUUCUAUGCCUAACGACUGA